AUGAGACGGAAUGUUCAAGACGAAGCAUCCGUGAGACGAAAAGUGCGGAGACGAUUUGACGAUGAAGAUGUACGUAAAACCAAGCAAAUGCUUCAGGAAACCAAAGCUAACGUCACUUUUCAUUCUAAUUUGGACGGUUUAAGCAACUUUAUUGACACAAAUCCACAAGAAAGCUUUUUUCUUGUUAUUUCUGGCGUGGAAGAAUUAAAACACAUUGAAGAGUUUGAAACACAAUAUCAAACAUUGGAUGCUGUUAAAUGGUACACCAAAGACACAUUUGUUUAUAAAUUAAUUAAUCAAGCAUUGAGAACUGAAGAUAUUGAUGCAUUAUAUACAUUACGUUAUUAUAUCGAAGAUUUAUGUUCAAACUUAAAAAAUAAAUACGAAGAAUUCAGACAACUUCAUAUUUCCUUAGACAUGCCAGAUGUAAUGUUGUAUCGUGGACUACGAUUGGAUCGAAAUCAAAUACUGAAGUUAAAAAUGAAUGAAGGAAAUUUGAUAUCAACAAAUGGUUUUCUAUCGGCUAGUCGAUCUAUUGAUGUAGCCAAAGUAUACGCCGGCUGGGAUACAUGCUACCAGUCAACAACAGACACAACUGAACCAGUUCUCUUUAUUAUUAAUAUAAAUGUCAGUGAAAACAAAAUAAUUGUAGCCGAUAUUGCUGCUGAAAGUCAAAUGCCAGAUGAAUUAGAAGUAUUGUUUGAUUUAGGUAGUAUAUUUGAGAUUAAUUCUAUCACAGAAGAUUACGCUCAAAAACCAUCGAAAUGGACUAUAAUUAUGACAGCAUCAAACGAUGGGGAUAAAGUAUUAAACGAUUAUAUACUUUUUAAACUUGAAGAAAUGGAAGACUUUGAUAUUAAUAUUGUAUUCGGUGAACUUCUAUAUGAUAUGGGUGAAUACAAAAAAGAAGAGAAGUAUUUUGAGAAUCUUCUUUUAACAAAAGAUACACCUCAACGUCGUUAUAGUCUUGGUACGGUUUAUGUUCUUAAAGGUGAAUAUGCUAGAGCAUUGUAUUAUUUGCAAAGUGCACACAAUCAAUACCAUGAAAUAUUGUCGUCGAUGGUGUCUGCAUCUGGUAAUUUGUUUAACAUUGACGAGGUUCACAAUAUGUCAUCUGAAAUGGCUAGAACUUUAGUCAGUAUUGCUAAUAUUUAUUUCCACACAGAUAAUCCUGACGAAGCAUUGAUUAAUUAUACUAGCGCUUUAAAUGUAUAUAAAACGGUCAUACCUAAUAGUAAUAUUCCACAUAUAGAGAUUUGUUUACAAAAUAUUGGGCUUAUUUAUGAGAAACGAGAUUGUUAUAAUGAUGCUAUGAAGAAUUUCCAGGAAGCAGAUAAAAUUUAUUCAACAACAUUACCCGACAAUCAUCCAGAGAAAGCUGGUAUGCUACUGAACAUUGGCAACAUAUACAAACUACAAAAUAACGAUGAUUUAGCUAUUAAAUCAUAUACUGAUGCAUUAGAUAUGAUAAAAAAUAUCUAUCCCCCUAAUCAUCCAUUGAUAAUUGAAUAUAUGAAUAAUAUUGGCAUGGUUCAUAUGUCGAAUAAUCGAUAUGACGAUGCAUUAAAGUAUUUUUUUGAAUGUUUGGAGGAAAAAUAUCAAGAGGCUUUAAAUAUAGUUUCUUCAAAACCAAGUAAAUUUGAGGAUGAAGCUUCAGAAACAAUAUUGGGACAGAUUUAUCUCAAACUUGGACAAUUUGAACAAGCUGCAAUACAUUCAAGAAAUGCUCUUAAACUAUCAUCUAAUGAUUCAAAUACUGUAAGAUGUUACACUCAGCUUGGCCAUGCUUACAUAUUACAACACGAUAAAACGCAUGCACUAAUUUGUUAUGAAAAAUGCUUGAAAGUUUUGAGACGUGAUACCACAUAUGAAGAUGAAUUAGCCAAUGUUUUGAUCAAUAUUGGUGCCAUUUACCUAGGUCAGAACAAUUAUAAUGAAAGUUUGUCACAUUAUUCAGAAGCAUUGAAGUUUAAAAGAAAAACUGAUCCAGAAAAUCCUACUUUGAUUAGUGCUAUUAACAGGUGCAUAGCAAGAUCGUUUUUUAAGCAGGAUAAUUAUGAUAAAGCACUCGAACACUAUUUCCUAUCCUUAGAAAUACUCAAAAAUGCAGAAAACGAUAUUGAAAUUGCCAAAAUACACGAAGCCAUAACGAUUUCUACGAAGAUCUAG
Molecule: messenger RNA, 2169 nt
Organism: Didymodactylos carnosus
Lineage: Eukaryota; Metazoa; Rotifera; Eurotatoria; Philodinida; Philodinidae
Source: the annotation of a GenBank genome assembly